UUGCCGUCAAGCCGCUUCCUAGAGCAUGCUGGGAACGCGUCAAUCCUCCUGUCAAUCUCCGAUUUUMUAUACUUACUGAAUGAAGGGUGUGUCACGUCAUAAUCUUCAGCAUCACUAAACUGUUAUCGAUUUUCAACUUUAUCAAACAUGCUCCAACUUUGUAAUCUAAAUAUUGACGAAAGGAAAGGGUUUGAUGCAAUCAUUUGAUUCGUAUAGUCGUAAAGGCGCCGAGUAGGGUUACUCAGAUAGUAUCUUGGCUGUAUUAUAUGAGAGAUCUCCGGUUAACCUAGAUAAACUACCCCCUAGUCCACGCGUCCGUGUGUGGUCCCGUACGGUUUAUUGCCUAUUUGUAAACAAAUAUUGUGUAACAAAAGUUAUCGGCAGCAUAAACAGACUUAGUAGGUGGGCUCAUAUAAAGACUGGCAUCAUGUUAAACGCUGGGUCAUCCAAACCUUCAUCAGUCUGUUGAAACGUUAAUUCGUUGCCAAAGAUGUUUGCCAGUCCUAAAUAUUAUCACGUUCCUCAGCCUGCCUAUCUUUAUGGCCCGCCAACUGUUCAUUCUUGUACAAAUUAUGGCUGUUCUUUCGUGGGAUAUCAUGGUUUUGACACAAGAAGCUACUUUCCUUCGCCUGURCAUGGAUAUUUGUACCGUGAUUAUGAGCCUUUGCCCAAACCGCCGUACUCAUACGUAGCCCUCAUUUCCAUGGCUAUCAAACAAUCGAAAGACACGAAAAUAACUUUGAGUGGUAUAUACCAAUUCAUCAUGGAAAACUUCCCCUAUUACAGGCUCAACAAGAGGGGAUGGCAAAAUAGCAUUCGACACAAUCUCUCGUUAAACAAAUGCUUUGUUAAAGUACCGAGAGAAAGGUCUGAUCCUGGGAAAGGUUGUUACUGGACGCUAGAUCCUGCCUACGAGGAAAUGUUCGAAGAUGGGAACUUUAGACGACGAAAAAGAAGACAAAGAACGUACUCGGACCAGACACAGCUCAGCAAUGAAAAGACAGACUGUUACACAAAGGAAGAUCAUUCAGAUAGAACAAAAAAACUUGAAAAAUGUGAUGWAAAUGUGAUUGACAAGACACCAAAGUCAGUGUCUGUCGAGAAGACRACACAGAAAACAACCUUGCACAAUGCACAAGCAGUCAAGCACCCAUUCAGUAUUGAUCAGUUAUUGGCAAAUACUAGCAYAGACUUAUAAAGAGACUAUCACAUCAUAUGUCUGUCUUGGGUUUGUCUUACUACAGACUCACGAAGCAGUUUCUGAAUUAACUGGAUCUUGUAAAUAUAAAUGUUCACCAUACGGAUCAAACGGACUUUGUACAUUGAUUUGGUGGUUUUGUACAAAGUUAAAAAUAGUUACUAGAGCAAUAAGGUGGCCAUUGUUGGGUAAGAUAACAAUCUGCACACAGCUAUUUAUUGUAAGGUAUGAAGAUAACAAUCUAGAUGUUGUAAUUUUGUCUUUGGUACACUCUUGUGUGAAAUAAAAAGUURACUAGUCAACUAUUCAUCA
Molecule: messenger RNA, 1510 nt
Organism: Exaiptasia diaphana
Lineage: Eukaryota; Metazoa; Cnidaria; Anthozoa; Actiniaria; Aiptasiidae
Product: forkhead box protein C1-A
Exons: 1
Coding region: 491-1198 (235 amino acids)
Biological process (GO): cell differentiation; anatomical structure morphogenesis; regulation of transcription by RNA polymerase II
Molecular function (GO): RNA polymerase II cis-regulatory region sequence-specific DNA binding; DNA-binding transcription factor activity, RNA polymerase II-specific
Source: RefSeq, a predicted model, not a curated record